AAUAACAAAAGCAACCAUAUAUAAGUGAGAAAAAUCGCCGGAUACUGAAGAUAAUUCUUAGGAAAAACAUCCAGAAAAAAUUCUUGUGUGACCAUUUGAUAAAGGGUAAAUGUACAUCAUUUGAUAUGUUUGGUAUUACCAAAUGGCUCCUAUUCGUACUACUUUUAAUUCUGAAUAAAAGGGGGAUCGCAAAACAAACUCAAGAUGAUGUUAAGAUCCAGGAAGAUUUUGAUUUUAAUAUCACUCACAUAAUUAUUCAGAGCAUCCUUCUUUGUGGACCAGACAUCGUUUGCGAUAAGUCGAUCCUCUCUUCUCUUGGGAUUCGAAUUGAUUCAGAUGUGGUUCUUCCGAACAGGUGCCCGUAUUGUACUUGCCAAGAAUAUGACUGCUAUUCCAUAUUGUCUAACUAUCCCUGCUGUCCCGAUUUAUUCUUUCAAAAAGGUCUAGUAGAAUGCACUGAUACUUACGUUGUUCCAUUCAGAUUUUCUUACCCAGAUCUCGUGGUAUCCCGCUGUCCGGUUGGUACAGAGGCCAUUUUAUCCGGUAACUGCACAAAGGAACAUGAAGAUGAAGACCGACUAACACAACCACCGGUUGCUUCAUCAACAAGCUGGAUAUCCUACAAAAACAAAUAUUGCGCUUUGUGUCAUAACGAGACGAAUUACCUGGAAUGGGUAUUAACUUUCAAAUGCCUAGUUCCAACGGAUUUUAACCAUCUUUCCUCUUCUGAAGAUCUUCUUUCUUUUGCCAAAUCAGAAUCCUGUGGCAUUCAUUUUGAGCAUCCAAACAUAGGGCCAUAUAUGAAACUCUGUUCUACUCGCUACAAUAAAAGAAUUGCUACAUGCAAUGUAUCGGGUUCGUGGCUGCAUUAUGACGACCAGAUACAAAGUGCAUGUCAAAGUGGGUAUGAAGGACAUUAUGGCAUGUUUAAAAAUAUUUUCUGCAAAAUUUGCAACCCCCCUAAAUUUGAAGAGAAAGUUUUGAUUACGUCUUGUGCACAUUCAAGCAUCUUUGAGGAUACUUGCUUAAAUUUGCCUUUGUUACAGGCUUCAUUCCCCUAUAAAAAUUAUUUUUGCUUCGUUUGCAACCACGGCGAUAAUAACGAAGAAUACUACAAUGAUGUAAUGUUUAGAAGAGCUAAUGAGACAUACUGGGGAAACGAAUUUCAAUUUAACAUUGACAUUGCGUAUAUUGCAGACCACGUUAAAGUGUAUUUGCAGGAAAAUGUUGAGAAAAUAGAGUCACAUGAAAAGGUACCUGUACAUCCGGGUUAUUACCCAACUAUACACUGUCCCUACAAAGAAACUGUUCUUGUUCUGUGGGCUGCACUUUAA
Messenger RNA from Saccostrea cuccullata (small rock oyster), 1334 nucleotides. RefSeq lists its product as uncharacterized. The coding region runs from base 126 to 1334 and encodes 402 amino acids. The record is from RefSeq and is a predicted model, not a curated record. NCBI's taxonomy places the organism in Eukaryota, Metazoa, Mollusca, Bivalvia, Ostreida, Ostreidae. The transcript has 2 exons.